GCGUUAUUAGUUAGCCUUGUGUGUGGGGUACGGACGUGCAUAAUCCGUACUAUACGGACGUACAUACAUAAAUACGUACUACUAGUACAAAGGCUGCGGAGUAUCUCACUUGUCAGAGUCGCCCCUCAUAUCAACACUAGUUACCCCGGACCUGUAAUCUCGACCGGGGAAGCCUACACCUUAUAUAGCGUCGAGCCGGGCCUCCAUGCUCUCUACGGAGUAGUAGGGGAUAAACAGGGCGAGCCCCCUUUUCGUCCGUCACCAGGUUCAUUCAACAUGAGCCCGACAGGCGACCAGCCGCCGCCGCGGGUCGCCAUCCUGCUCAACUCGUACCGCUCGCCCUUCAUCAGCGAAAUCCGCGACUCGUACGUGCGCUGCAUCGGCGCCGUCCGCCCCGAUGCGCAACUCGCCUUCUUCUACCCUGCCGACAAACCGGGCGACUUCCCGGACCCGGCCGCGUUCGACCUGAUCGUCAUCGGCGGCGGGAACGCCGACCCGCGCAAGAAGCACCCGUGGAUCCUGCGCGUCCACCAGUUCAUCCUGGAUGUGGUCGCGAAUCACCCGCGGAAGAAGCUUUGCGGCAUAUGCUGGGGCCACCAGACCAUUUCCAUGCUGUUUGGUGCCGAACUGGUCGACAUGGAGACGCCCGAGUUGGGCGUCACGGAAGCACAACUGACUCCGGCUGGCCGCCGGUUCUUUGCGAGGCAGGGCGGCAAUGACAAGGUCCUCCUUCAACAACACCAUCGCCGAAAAGUCGUCACUCCCCCGAAAGGGUUCCACGAGCUGCUGGUUGAGAACCAAUCCUUCUUGAGCUAUAACAAUGCGAUCCUGACAUUGCAGGGACAUCCUGAGAAGGAUGCUCGAUGCGCCAAGCUGAGGAUAAGGGACGCAACCCGGUGGUUUGGUGUGGAAGAAGACGAUAAGGCUGCCCUUGCGUCAUUCGCAGAAGCCAUGGAAAGAGAGGACGAUGGGCCUGAGAUAUGGCGGAGGAUAUUUCAAUGGGUGAGAGAAAAACAUCCUGGCCAUGAGGGGCGACUGUGACUCCGAAAAAAAAAAAAAAAUAAAAAUAAUGUGAGAAUACUAUGGAAUGGCGAUACCACAAGCCAGGAAUGAGCAGCAGCAUGCCGAAUUCUACGAGCAAAUUCACGCCAGUAGAGAGGCACAUAUCGGUCCUCGUGAGGUGAGCAUACAACAGAAUGGCUUGUAUUGUGGGACGAGGCGUGAUGGAAGAUCAUGCUUGCAUUAUAACAAGCUAGCUGAACGCCGUCCCUUUUACGAUGUCAUGCAUCAGACCCGAACCCGAAUAU
Messenger RNA from Thermothelomyces thermophilus ATCC 42464, 1307 nucleotides. RefSeq lists its product as uncharacterized. The transcript is spliced from 3 exons. NCBI's taxonomy places the organism in Eukaryota, Fungi, Ascomycota, Sordariomycetes, Sordariales, Chaetomiaceae. The coding region runs from base 277 to 1041 and encodes 254 amino acids. The record is from RefSeq and is a predicted model, not a curated record. Gene Ontology annotation, cellular component: nucleus; cytosol.